CACGCUAAUUCCUCUCGCGUGUUUAGUUAAAACACGCAUGAACGAAACGCGUGUUUCAUUUGAUACACGCGAGAACCUCUCGCGUCUUUCCCCUCUCUGGAAACUUUUUUUUGGCGGGUACAAAUGGCGGAUACUACCUCCCAUGAGGUCGUUUCGUGGAAUUCGCCCGAUAACUGGGAGCGGCUGGUGAAGGCGGUGAUUAAGAAAGAUGAGAUAUGGCAGCUCUGUCACCAAAACUCCAUCUCCACCAUUGCCUCCGAUACUCCGAGAUCCUCUUAUUCCAGUGGACAAAGUCUCAGAAUUCCGAGUGACUUGUUGAAGCGUAUACUUGCACUACCACCGCCGCCUCAACCUCCGAUUACUAGCGUUGAAGCUAGGAGAAAUGCUUCUGGACCUAGUACAAAGAAGCUAUUUCCUGCUUGGCUUUGGAGGAGGAAACCCAAGGACUAUGAUCUGGCCCAAGGUUUGCUUAGCAGUGUUGCUGUUGAUGAAGAGGAUCAUUUUGGACUCCAAAGCUUUUCCCGGCGUGAGCUACUUGUUGCAACAGACAGUUUUAGCGACAAAAAUAUCCUUGUACGUGGUGGACUUGGGAAAGUUUAUAAAGGUCAACUAGAAGAUGGUUCUCUAGUAGAAGUUAAACUAGUGCGAAAACACGCAACUGAGAUAGAUAUGGAAAUGAUGAGCAUUGCUACACAUUCUAAUGUAAUUCGUGCUCGUGGAUUUUGCAUUACUCAAAAAGAAAAGCUGCUCGUUUAUCCGUACAUGGUCAAUGGAUGUGUUGCGUUCUGGUUAAGAGAACGAAAAGAUUCACUGCCUCCUCUCGACUGGCUAACAAGGAUGAAGAUAGCACUUGGAGCUGCAAAGGGUCUAGCUUACCUGCAUCAUAUAUGCCCCAGGGAAAUCAUUCAUCGUGAUGUUAAAGCUUCAAAUAUAUUGUUGGAUGAGAACUUUGAAGCAGUUCUUGCUGAUUUAUCAUUGGGUGAAUUUGUGGAUUGCUGUGGUGAUGAUAUUGUCACUCCAGUUAAAGGAACAAUUGGUCAUAUAGCUCCUGAGUGUCUUGCUGGUAAGUGUUCGGUGAAAAAUGAUGUUUUUGGUUAUGGAGUCUUUCUUCUCGAGCUCAUCACCGCGCAGAGACCUUUCGAUCUUGCUCGGCUUGCCAAUGAUAAUGACAUGAACUUCCUAGAUUGGGUAAAGGAUAUUUACAAGGAGAGAGAAUGGAAAGUGAUAGUUGAUGCAGAACUUCAAGGUGAGUUCAUAGAUGAAGAGGUUGAGGAGUUGCUGCAAAUAGCUCUGAUCUGCACACGAGAUGAUCCAGAAGGACGUCCGACGAUGUUAGAAGUUGCAAGGAGGUUAGAAGUUGCGUAUCACUUGGCAAAGGGGGAGGCAGAGUGGUCCAUGGAAGAUUUCAAAGAAGACAUAUUCGAAGGUCGAGAUGUCGAGAAUUUUACUUUGGAUAAAUUACAUGCUGCAACAGAAGGUUUUAGCAACAAAAUUAUCAGUGAGGAUAGUUUUAAUGUGAUCUACAAAGGCUGGUUAGAUGGCUAUCCUAUUGCAGUUAAAAGAUACAAUUCUCAAAGUCUAGAAUGUUAUUUUGAAAGAGAACUGGAGAUUGGACGGAUUUGUUUGCCAAUUCCGAAUCUGGUUCAUGUGAUUGGAUUUUGCCGGAUGCCAGAAGUACAACUGCUUGUUCUCCAGUUGAUGGUCAAUGGAAGUGUCGAUUCAUGGUUAACGGGGAGACAUGAAUCGCGGGCUCCUCUUACUUGGCUACAGAGAAGAAACAUAGCACUCGGUGCUGCAAGGGGUCUAGCUCAUUUGCAUGAUAAAUGUGAAAAGAAAAUCAUUCAUUGCGAUGUCAAAGCUGCAAAUAUAUUGUUAGAUGACAACUUUGAAGCAGUUGUUACUGAUUUCAAAUCAGCCAAGAUCAUGGACCACAACCAGACUCAUAUUACCACUACCGUGACCGGAACAAUUGGUCAUAUAGCUCCUGAGUACCUUGCCAGUGGUAAGUGUUCAGAUAAAACUGAUGUUUUCAGUUAUGGAGCGUUUCUUCUUGAGCUCAUCACCGGACAGAAAAUUAUUGAUCUUAUUCACGUUGCCGAUGAGAACGACAGAAUGUGUGUUGAUUGGGUAAAAAAGAAUUAUGAGGAGGGAAGAUGGGAAUCAAUGGCUGACAAUGAAGGUGGUGAUGAUUUCAUGGAGGCAGUUGCGAAGCAGCUGGUGAAAAUAGCUGUUCUCUGCACAAGACACGACCCAGACAGACGUCCAAGGAUGUCGAACAUCGUGAUGAUGUUGGAAUUUAUUUAGGGUGUGGUUCAGAGUUCCGAAGAGCGGUUCGGAUGGUGGCACUUCUAGUUUGGCAUCAGAAGAACUAAGUGAUCAGCGAAGAUGACCAUAGUACAAUAUAGCUCCCGAAAAAGGCAAAUCUUGUAAAAUGAUAAUUUCAAGAUUGACUCAUUUGUUUACUGUAUUUUACUAAACAGGGACAGUCGAAUAGGUCAAUGUAUAUCAACGAACUUGAAUAAUCACACCAUUGUUCAUAUCCAAA
This is a messenger RNA of Salvia splendens (bonfire salvia), 2545 nucleotides long. RefSeq names its product BRASSINOSTEROID INSENSITIVE 1-associated receptor kinase 1. The record is from RefSeq and is a predicted model, not a curated record. The transcript is spliced from 7 exons. Gene Ontology annotation, biological process: protein phosphorylation. NCBI's taxonomy places the organism in Eukaryota, Viridiplantae, Streptophyta, Magnoliopsida, Lamiales, Lamiaceae. Gene Ontology annotation, molecular function: protein kinase activity; ATP binding. The coding region runs from base 124 to 2304 and encodes 726 amino acids.